GCCCGCCCUGAACCUGCGAUGGCACAGUUUUGCGUCGGAGACUUUCAGCGGUCCUACACACGGUGAGCAAGUGAAAACCACGACACGGCGCCCGCGCGGCGGUAUCUCGUGCAACUGGAAACGGGAAGCAGUGCAACCUCGAUCCCGUUGGCAACUUGCACCUCCUGCGACACGGCCGCCGCAGCGUAUCUCUUGUGUAACUCGAGCAGCAGCAGAAGCCGUGGCUAAAUGUGGCGGUGCUUUCAACUACUUAAGGUCGCUGGGCGGGCGGUGGGCGCCCAAAUGUGAUAGCAGACAAGUGCAACUAUCGCAGCUUUCCAGCCUCCGUCCGUCCUGAUAAGUUCCAAACACUCUUGCAAGAUCCUCCUCCAUCAUGGGUUCCGACACCGAAUAUCACCGACGACGAUACCACGUUCCGCACCAGGACCAUUAUCGCACCCAACGCAGCAUUGUGUUCUACCACCCGGCCUAUUCCUGGCCUCAGAACAUCCUGUUCAAGCUCCCGCAAGUCGACCUUCUCGACGCCCGCGGUCAACCCACCUCCCUUCACCACCGCACCGCGCUUCUCGCCUGUCAAGUCAUCGCGAACAACUCCUUUCUGACAGGCCGUUUAUAUUUCGACGCCCUCGGCAGGUUCCCAGUCCUCGACCAAGUGCCGCUCGAUGCUGGUUUGACGAGAACUGAGUACUACUACAUCGUCAAUGGGAAUCGUAAGUACCCUGCCCAGCACCCCAACAGAACUCGUGUAUGUCUAACCUUGCGUCUAGCGAGAUAUCGGUACCCAGUUGUCCCAAGCUUCCAGGACUGGAGAUUUCCCCACGAGAGCGUGCCGCAUUGCUGGCCGGAGCCAGACUGUGACCGCGACGCCAAACCGAAGCGUUGCGCCGUGACGGGCCAUUCCUUUGCCGUCCUGGAUGUCCUUGCCAUUCCGAAGGCAGAUAAGGAGUGGUUCGACAUAAACGGAAUGCGUUACUACGACGAAAACCCUUUCGGUCACGGUUACUCUCGGAACCGGAUGCAUGUCCGGGCGGAUCUUCUUCAGGCCUUCAAUGACGAUCUGUUCAUCAUUGUCCCGAAGCCUCGGCGUGUCGAGUCACCCGAGUACGUCGUCCACGCGAUUACCGCCAACGACCCCGAGUUUUGCUCCCUGUACCACAACAGGCCGGUGGUGAACGUUGACAAUGUGAGCCGGCAAUUCCUGCUCGCACGCUUCGCCCGGACAGUCUUGCCACUCGCCAAUGCGUUCAUUGUGGCCGGCACACAUCGCAACGUGGUUCUGGUGGAUAGAGACGCCAACGGCAGAAUCUCAUGGGCUGCCGAGGAGAUAUCUGGAAAGACCCUAGCUAAGCACUACGGGUACCCAGAUCCAAGGAGCCUGAGACUGUCCCCUGGCCCGGUUACGUUGAACCGUGGGAGCACCAGGUCGGACCCAGGGGUUGCCAGUGUGAACCAUCGGAACGUUAGGUCCCUCCCUGGGGUCGUCAAUGCGAACCACCGGAACGUCAGGGCCCUCCCUGGGGUCGCCAAUGUGAACCAUCGAAACGUCCGGCCCCUCCCUGGGGUUGCCAGUAACCAUCGAGGCGUCAGGCCCGCCCCCAGGGUCACCACUGCGAACUACCAGAACGCCAGGCGUGCCUCUGCAGUCACCACUGCGAACCAUCGGGACGCCAGGCGUGCCUCUGUAGUCACCACUGCGAAUCAUCAGGACGCCAGACCUUCCCCCACAGUCACUAUUGUGAACCAUCGGGACCAUCGGGACGUCAUGUCUGUCUCUAGAGUCACCACUGCUAACCACCGGGACGUCAUGCCUGCCACUGAGGCCGCCACUGUCAACCAUCGGGACGUCAGGAUCAGGCCUCCUCCUAGGGUUGUCCGUGUGAGCCAUCUGGCUGGCAAUGCGAGGGUGAGCCUGGACCCCUGGGCCAUCGACCUGGACCCUCGGAGCGUCAGACUAAACCCGCCAACCGGACAAAUUGGCCAGCCGGCCCUCGACUUUCGCGCUUGGUCGGCUCGAAACGCCGCUGCCGCUGCAGACGAGGAAGAGGAGGAAGAGAGCAGGGGCCGGAAGCGCGUUCGCACCGACACCUAUCACCCCCGGGGCUGAUCUCAUUUGUUAAUCUCAGGAUGCUGGAUACGGACAGGGACGGGGCGUUAUGAUUU
Messenger RNA from Ilyonectria robusta, 2160 nucleotides. RefSeq lists its product as uncharacterized. The record is from RefSeq and is a predicted model, not a curated record. Lineage: Eukaryota; Fungi; Ascomycota; Sordariomycetes; Hypocreales; Nectriaceae. The transcript has a single exon. Bases 374 to 2104 code for a protein of 576 amino acids.